Molecule: messenger RNA, 1161 nt
Organism: Onychostoma macrolepis
Lineage: Eukaryota; Metazoa; Chordata; Actinopteri; Cypriniformes; Cyprinidae
Product: CD209 antigen-like protein E
Exons: 5
Coding region: 1-630 (209 amino acids)
Biological process (GO): biological process involved in interspecies interaction between organisms
Cellular component (GO): external side of plasma membrane
Molecular function (GO): fucose binding; D-mannose binding
Source: RefSeq, a predicted model, not a curated record
AUGUUACUAACAGAUCUGGACCUCGAACACAGAGUCGCCACCAAACUGACGGAAACGCUCGAAAGUGCACACAUCACCAUCACAGCAGAGAGAGACCUGACAAAGAGUUACAAGAACACAGUUGAAGAGUUCAAUCAAACAAUCAACAGCUUACAAGACAAUUACACUGAUCUAAUGAUUAAAAAUGACCAACUGCAGAACAACUUCAACUCUUUGAGUCAGAAGAAACUGGAGUUAGAAAGCAGAGUUGAUCAACUGAACUCUGAACAAGGAGAUCUGUGGGGUCCAGAUGACAUGUUCGUAUCUAAUGAGGAGAAGAGCUGGUCGGACAGCAGGCAGUACUGCAGGGAUCGUGGUGCUGAUCUGGUCAUUAUCAACACUGAAGAGAAGCAGAGACACAUAUCUUCAUUGGUCAAGGAGAGAGUGUGGAUUGGUUUGUCUGACGGACAGCAGGAGGGCAAAAUGAAAUGGGUGAAUUCACCGCUGAAACGAGGGUUUUGGCUCAAAGGUGAGCCGAAUGACUCAGGUGGAAAUGAAGACUGUAUUGAACUGAUGCCUUCAAAUCCGGUCCUGAACAACUGGAAUGAUCACUCAUGCUCAGUAAAGAAAAAAGCGAUUUGUGAGAAAUAGGGUUCAUCCAUCUAUAAUUAUGUAUAACAUAAUCAUUAUUAUUGUGAAUGCAUGACUUCUGAUUUCAAGUCCCUGCCUUUUAAAUCCCUGUCAGCUGAUACAAGCUUUUUAGAAGGAAAAUGUGAAAUUGUCAUUAUUUUCUUAUUGCUAUAUUGUUUCUCAUGGCAUGAAUGACUCUGAUCUUAAGUGUCCUGAUUCCUCCUGUUAUUAUCAUUUUGAGAGUCUAUGAAACUGCUUUUGAGUUGUAUCGCUUUCUCUUUGAAUAAAUUGUUCAAUUACCAUUAUCAUCAUAGUAAACUUGUCAUUUUUGUUUUCAUUACAUACAUCAUUCUUUGGGUGCUUCUCAAUACCUCAUUUCCUCACUCUGUCCUCGAGCGAAAGCUACAGGCAGGUGAGUUUUUAUCAGGGUUGGAGCAAAACUCUGCAGGACUGUGGCUCUCCAGGACUGAUGUUUGCCAUCCUUGAAAUAGAUCAUAAAAAAGAUGGAUGACGUGUCUCUACGUCCUUCCACUAUAGAAACGGGAAGCCAAA